Molecule: messenger RNA, 2111 nt
Organism: Ananas comosus (pineapple)
Lineage: Eukaryota; Viridiplantae; Streptophyta; Magnoliopsida; Poales; Bromeliaceae
Product: putative ubiquitin-like-specific protease 1B
Exons: 9
Coding region: 245-1555 (436 amino acids)
Biological process (GO): protein desumoylation
Cellular component (GO): nucleus
Molecular function (GO): deSUMOylase activity
Source: RefSeq, a predicted model, not a curated record
GCGAAACGUGCAAAAUGUGACCGUUCUCUAUUCCGAAUCCUCUGUUUCGCUAUUUUUUCGUCCCGUCCAUCUCCGAAACCCUAAUCCUCGCUCUCCUUCCUCUCCUCCCAUCAAUCCCCCAAACCCUAACCCCACAUCUCUCUCUCUCCGAUUCCUCUUGUCUACGGUUUCUUGCAUGGAUCCCUAGCCCGUCAAUGGCGCCCGACAAUCGUCGCGCUUCCUCCUCUGUCGUCGAGAUGCCGCCAUGGUCAUGGGCGCCGUGAUCGACUGUAGGAAGCGCCCUCGCUUCUUCGACCUCGGCCACCGCGAUCGAUCCUCCGCCGUUAACACCCCCUGUAAGAAAUUUAAGCCCCUAAUCCCCCCGUUCUCGCGGCAUCUCAAGGGUACCCCUCGCCGCAGCUUCGGGAUGGGCAUCUCCGAUUCGCGGUUCUUGGACGAUUUCUUCAGCUCCGAUUGGGUCUCAUGGUGGAGUCGCCCGAAGAAGAACGCGGCCUCGGUUGGUGAGGACGAGAGCGGUGGUGAGAGCUGGGGAUGGGAGGAGUACUCGCGAUGGCUCUUCGGCUCGAGAGAUGAUCCUUCUAGGGUUUCCAAUGAUAGGAGGGUUGCGUUCCAUAGCUCAAUUUGUAGAGAGGCAGUGGACUUGAGCUUUGUUUCUAGGAGGACGGAUGGAGUGCCUGAUUCUUCUCACGUUGUGAAUCGGAGGGUCGAGGAUGCGAGUAAGAUAGCCUUGGAGUCGCGAAAGAGAAUUCCCUUUUAUAAAUAUUUGUAUGAGGCAGCGUCGAGGAAGCAUGAUCCCAUUUUGAGGAGACUGGAAUCAGAGCAGAAGGUGACCGAGGAGAAGUUAUCUGGCUACCGCAGUGCACGUGAGCGACCACCCCCAAAAUCCAGAGAGGAUCUGCAUGAACUCUUUUCUCCCCUAACAGAAGAAGAAGAGGACAAAGUAACUGAUGCCUUGUAUCGUGGCGAAAGUAACAGAAUCCUAGUAACACACAAGGCAUCCAACCUAGAGAUUAAUAAAGAGAUCCUGCAGUGCUUGCAAAGUGGUGGGUGGUUGAAUGAUGAGGUCAUAAAUUUGUAUCUUGAAUUACUAAAGGAACGUGAAAGAAGAGAACCAAAGAAGUUCUUGAAAUGCCAUUUCUUUAAUACGUUUUUCUACAAAAAGCUAAUCAGCGGGGACAAUGGCUAUGACUACAAAGCUGUAAGAAGAUGGACUACCCAGAAGAAGUUAGGGUAUGGCCUUAUUGAAUGUGACAAAAUAUUUGUUCCUAUACACAGAGGGAAUCAUUGGUGCUUGGCAGUUAUUAAUGUGAAGAGUAAAAGCUUCCAAUAUCUUGACUCAUUUGGUCGCAUGGACUUUGCUGUCCUAGAAGUACUGGGUCGAUAUCUCAUGGACGAGGUGAUGGACAAAAGUAACAAAGAAAUAGAUAUGACUUCUUGGAAGAUAGAACAAGUCGAUGGCAUACCAAAGCAGAGGAAUGGGCCCUUUUUAAACAUGACAGAUGGGACUGUGGUAUGUUCAUGCUCAAGUACAUUGACUUCUACAGCAGAGAUUUGAGUCUAUGUUUUGGCCAGGAGCACAUGGAGUAUUUCAGAAAGAGAACUGCAAAAGAGAUUCUGCAGCUGAGAGCUGAUUGAAAUGGUUUGGGAAUUAAAAAAUCAUUUUCAAGAUAUACCUUUAUAUGGGUUGUUCUAGUUGGUUUUGGUCAAAAUGAUUACGCCAAACUAGAUUCAUUUGUUUCGAGAAUUGAAAACAAUGUCUAUAGUCUUUUGACUUGGUCCUCAUGGUUUUGCUAUACUUUUCUUUAUCUUAAAAAGAGGUCUUGCAAUCCAUAUGAUGGGUGUAAUUUUUUGAUGGGCAUACACACACACACACAGCUUCUUUGUAUAGCUUGGGCAUUAACUUGUAGACAAAUGAUACUGGGCUUGGUGUUUUGGAAGGAGAUGAUACUUUGCUUUGUUUUGUUUUGUUUUUCCCACAGUGAUCCGGGAAUGUUAGGGUUGAAUUUUUGAUGAUUUGUUGCCGUUCUUUCUAUUUGUAUCUCAUGUACUGUAAACUGUUACUUUGCAAGUAUAAUAAUGAUCAAAGAUGUAAGACUUGAUUGCUAUUUUCA